Python bivittatus (Burmese python) is the source of this 3877-nucleotide messenger RNA. The record is from RefSeq and is a predicted model, not a curated record. NCBI's taxonomy places the organism in Eukaryota, Metazoa, Chordata, Lepidosauria, Squamata, Pythonidae.
UUAACAAGCUACGGUUGCCGUCUGGCGCAGGAGGUAACGGGUGGGAAGAAGCGGCGUUGGGAAGUACUGGGACCGCCAACGCCAUCAUGAGCUAUUCAGGUUAUGGAAAUUGGAAUUCUGGAACAAAUAGAGGUUAUGAAGACUAUAAUUAUGGAUAUGGAUACGGUCAGGAUAACUCUGGCAAUUAUGGGUAUGGUAUGGCCACUUCAAACUCUUGGGAAAUGCCUAAUUCAAAUGCAGACAUGAACUUUAACGCAUCCACUGGCACCAGCGCUGAUGAUGUAAUUUCAAAUUUUAACCAGCGCUUAGAUAUGGUAUCUCAUCUAGAAACUGAAACGAUGCAAGGAGGACAUUAUGGCUCAGGUGGAGACAGGUAUGAUACAUAUGAGUCCUAUGACUCAAGGUCUGCACUGAGUGACCGUGAUCUGUACAGAUCCGGCUACGAUUACAGUGAGGCCAAACAUGAAAGCGACAAUGCCUAUGAAGGUCACUAUGACAGCUCCUAUGGGAACCGCAGGGACCAGUACCACAACAGAGCACGUGACAACUUUGGCCACCGAGGUCAAAACUGGGCCCGAGAUGGGAGAAAUAACAGACCCAUGGCACCUUCAUAUGGGCGCAUGGGUGGACAAUGGAAUGACCCACCAGUACCAAUGGGAGGACGGGGCCAUGGCCCCAAUAGACCACCGUCCCUUUUUUCCCACAAACUAUUCCCUGAUUACAACAUGUUCCAGGGAAUGCGAGGUUUCUCUGGCAAUAUGCGCUUUGGAGGAGGCAGCAUGAAACAGCGAAUGAGGAGAAAUUGGAAAAUGUGGGAUGCAGAUUUUAAAAAGAAAAGGAUAAAGAACGAGCCAGUUGCUAAUAAACGUAAACAAGCUAACAGUUCUGAUGAACCUGAUAGCAAAGCAGCAAAAACAGAUAACUCAGAUAACUCAGACUCUGAUAAUGAAGGGCCUGAAGGAGAAGCUGCUGAGAAGGGUUCUAAAAAUGAGGGAGAGGGAGAUGGUGCUGAAGAUGAAGAAAGAAAAGAAGAAUUAGAGAAAGGAGCUCUGACAAUUCAAGAAGAAAUCAGCCAAAUCAAGCGCAAAUUGCAGGCUGGGAAGAAAACUCAAGAGAGGCAAAAAAAACGAUACCGUGAUCGUAUGGUAGAAAGGAUUCAGUUUGUAUGUUCAUUGUGCAAGUAUCGCACUUUCUACGAAGAUGAGAUGACCAAUCAUUUGGAAAGCAAAUUUCAUAAAGAGCAUUUUACAUUUGUUGGAACCAAGCUCCCCAAGCAGACUGCUGACUUCCUGCAGGAAUAUGUAGCUAACAAAACAAAGAAGACAGAAGAACGCCGUAAAGCAAUUGAAGACAUUAAUGCAGUUAUACAACAGAUUUACAAAGACCAAGAUCUUACACAGGAUAUAGGUAUGGAACAUUUUGUAAAAAAGGUGGAGGCUGCUCACUGUGUUGCCUGUGACCUCUUCAUCCCAAUGCAAUAUGGAAUCAUCCAGAAACAUCUGAAAUCCCUUGAUCAUAACCACAAUCGUAGAGCUAUGAUGGAACAGUCCAAGAAAUCAUCAUUAGUAGUUGCAAGAAGUAUUCUUAAUAAUAAACUUAUCAGUAAAAAACUGGAGAGGUACCUAAAGGGUGAGAAUCCCUUCACAGAUGAUCCUGAAGAGAAAGAGGAACAUGAGGAAAGUGAGGCAGGAACAAGUGGGAUCAUUGAGGAAAGAGCAGCUGAAGGUGAAGGAAACCUAACUGAAGAGCAAACUAAAAGCGAUGACAAUCCUUCUGAGGAAAAUCCAGUAGCUGAAGAAAGUGCAGAAAACAAAAGUGAUGGAGAAGAACUACAAGGACGAAUUGAAGAAUGGAAUUUGACCACAUCCCAAGAAGAUUUUCCUACUGAGCAGAAUCCAGAACAUGAAGAAGAAGAAACAGAAGAAAGACGAGACAUUGUACCUUCAGAGGAGAUGGAACCACCUGAUGAGUGAACUUGCUAAGAAGGUUGAAUCAUUUUGAGACUCUGCAUUAAAUCUUCUAAAACCAUACCUGUAUUUGUGAUACCACAUGGCAUGUGGCUUUUGGUUCUCAUUGACCUCACUUUCACCUAGUUAUAGCCUUUAUUUGUAAAGUGUUUUUGAAAAUAGCUUUUUUAACCAAAUUUUCAUUGUAUUAGCUAGGUUUUGUGCAGUACAAUUUUUAAGUGGCUUUGUACUAGGAAAAAUACUUUUUUUAGUAAAUAAAAUCAAAUUUUGUCAAUUGGCUUAUACCAUGCUAAAACCUUGGGAGGGUAAAUAACCUCUAAGUUUUCCCAUUUAACUUUGUAUAUAGUUGAAAAUGUUUUAGUUCCAUAGCUAGUCUUGUCUGAAAAUGUCAGUAGCAGAAUUCUGGAUUUUAAAUUCUGCAUGAUUGGAAUAACUUCCAUGCAAUUGUAGCAUUCUUCUAUCUUUUUACUUUUAAUAUUCAAAAAAGACUUGGGUCAGCACAAUAAUUUUGCAGUUCUUUUAUUUAAGGGGGAACAUUUGCAAUAGUUGGUUAUAAAACACUAUUAGGACUGCGUGUGUAAGUUUCUGAUAGAAGCAGCAAGAUUGUGAUUGUGCAGAAAGCCUCAAGGAGAAAUAAAUGCAUUCUGGCACUUUCCUAAAAUGCAAUUUAUAUUAUUCUGUUUGAGAUCUGGAGGAUCUCUUAAUUUCUGCUUAUUUUAGAUGGAUGUUCUGAAAAUGAAGGCUGUAGUAGCCCAACACAGGUCUACUGAUGAAGAGUGUUACAAAACAUUAAAUAUUCCCUUCAACGCAGGUCUUCAAGUUGUCUCAUUUUAAAUCUUCCAAAUCAUCUCCAAUGCAUUUGUCAGGAAUAUAGUAUUGCUUCAUUGUUUCUUUGUUUUUUAAGAAUCCCAGGCAUUAAUGCCAUAAGUUUAUUUUAACUCCUGCCGCUACCCCAAUUGCUUUCCAAGCAAUAAUGGUACAGCUACUGCUACUCUUGUUCAUGCUCAAUUUAUUAUCCUCUUGUUUCUCUUUAUGUACAUGCCUUCUUCCUGUAGUGGAGAUCAAGCAGUGGAACUGGAAAAUGUUCACUGGACAUAUUUUUCUGGAUGCCUGCAACAUUAGACAAGAGAAGGGUGAGUGAAGGAAUCAUUAUACACUGGGAUGGAGGCCUUGCUGCCGUAUAAUACUCCUGCUUCCUUAAGCCCUCAAGCACCAAAUAGCUGGUGGAGAAAUAUGUCAAAGUAAGAUUUGUGAGUAAAAAGCAUCUUAGCAAUGUAUUGAAUUGACAAAAAUUGAAACGUUGAAAAAGGUUUCAGUGUAUUGCUUAUUCUUAAUGUAUAAUGACUCAAGUGUUCAUAAUGGUAGAUUUGUCUUGUACUCAAUCAAGUUGUAGAUAAUAAUAAAUUUUAUGAAUGUUGGGAGUACUGAAAUUCCAGUAUAAACUUGUAUUUAUGCAUCUGGGCUGGCAUCUUAAAAGGUAUUAACUGUCGGUCUGAACAAAGAAUGAGGAAGUUUCCAAACAGCUUUUGGGUACUAUCUUUCUGGCAAUAUCUGACAGUGGCAGAGGUUGCUAAUACUUGAGUAAGUAUUCCACCUUCUUUCAACAUUUGGACUCACAUACAUGCCAGUGGUAUAAGUAUGAUUUGCAAAAUGAUAUCAGCUGCCAUGAGAACUUUCCUUACAUCAGUCUGAAUAGUGUUUAUCAAGUCACAUGUCAAGUCCCAAGGGAAUAGCACUCACUCUUCUUUUAGAAUAUGCUCAAAUGCAUUUUUUCUUGUACUAUUAGUCAAUUUGUAAGCAAAUUUACUUGUAGUCUGAAUAAAUAUACUUAGGAUUCAGCCUUACUACACAUUGAGGUAAACAUAAACUAAAUCUAUAUUUUCAUAUAACUUUAAAGCCAGCGUUGUUGU